AUGUUGUCGAUCUUACGCAAAGCACGAUUAAAGGACAAGGAAAUGCGAAUUCUGAUGCUAGGACUGGACAAUGCGGGCAAGACAACAAUUGUCAAGAAAAUUAUGGGUGAAGAUGUGAACACGGUGAGCCCGACGCUCGGGUUCAUCAUCAAGACGAUAGACUACCAAGGAUAUAAACUCAACAUCUGGGAUGUGGGUGGCCAGAAGACGCUGCGGUCAUAUUGGCGCAAUUAUUUCGAGAAAACAGAUGCCCUGAUAUGGGUCGUUGACACAACAGAUCGACUACGAAUAGAUGACUGUCGAGAGGAGCUCCAUGGAUUAUUGGAAGAAGAGCGUCUGGCGGGAGCUUGCUUGUUGAUAUUUGCAAACAAGACCGACGUGGAUGGGUGCAUGACCCAAGAGGAAAUUGUUACUAUGCUGCGAUUGCCUGAUAUUCGGACACAUCAGUGGCAUGUGCUGCAGUGCAGUGCCAUGACGGGCAAGAAUCUAGAGGAGGGAUUAUCCUGGGUGGUGGAGGAUGCCAAGAAGCGGCUUUUCUUGUAUUAG
This is a messenger RNA of Trichoderma atroviride IMI 206040, 546 nucleotides long. The record is from RefSeq and is a predicted model, not a curated record. NCBI's taxonomy places the organism in Eukaryota, Fungi, Ascomycota, Sordariomycetes, Hypocreales, Hypocreaceae.